Molecule: messenger RNA, 1286 nt
Organism: Rosa rugosa (rugosa rose)
Lineage: Eukaryota; Viridiplantae; Streptophyta; Magnoliopsida; Rosales; Rosaceae
Exons: 4
Coding region: 544-1035 (163 amino acids)
Cellular component (GO): nuclear membrane
Source: RefSeq, a predicted model, not a curated record
UCCGAUCUCGGAGGCGGCGCUGAUCUACGAGCAGCUCUUGACAGCGUUCCCCACCGUCGCAAAUUACUGGACCCAAUACGCCAAGGCCAUCAAAAUCAUACAAGUGUAACUCAGAGUGAGCAGCAAAAGAGCAAAACCAAGCCCCUCGACCUCCUCAAUUGCGAUACUAAUGCCCGACUUUAUCUUUCUUCCAAAAAUAACUGUUUCCUACACAAUAAUUUUUUCAACUAUCCUAUAUAAAAUGAUAAGCAGGUGAGCCGGUUAUCAUUCUUAACUAUUAGAUUAAAGAGUAUAUAUCCGACGGCCCAUAAUAUGCUGACGUGCCCAAGCAUGGUAUACUCGGAGUGUGGAAGAAUUUUCCAGUUUGCAGAAAUUGGAAGUUAAAAUCGGCGAGUCUCUUCUUCCUCCUCCUCCUAACAGGGUGCAAGUGCAAACUGUUGGACUCGCAAGUCUCUUGGUCUUUUCUUUGGAUCUGAGAUUUCAAUUCAUUCUUGUCUUGUGUUCUGUUCUGUUUUUGAAAGUGAAAGAUAAGAGAGUGAGAGAAUGGAGCAGAUUCGGUCUGGCAUGGAAGCUCACCUGGACCAAGUAGCAGAUCUCGUCCAGAAACUCUCCGCAGACUUCCGCUCUGGUCUUGGACCCGCUUUAGAUAACUUCAUUGGUUUUUUCCACGCUAUCGACUGGAAGGAACCAUGGUUGAUGGGUUUAGUGGGACUCCACUUUCUGUUGUUGGUAAUAUCCAUUCUCUCCAGGAAGAAUCUUAACUUCCAAAUGCUUUUGUUCCUUACGGCCUUGGCUGGAGUUUAUCUUGCUGAGAGGUUCAAUGGUUUCCUGGGUCAGAACUGGAAGAGUUUCGCCGGCCAGAAUUACUUUGAUUCAAAUGGAGUUUUUUUGUCAGUACUUUGGUCUGGGCCUCUUCUCGUAAUUGCAAUUAUAAUUUUGAUAAACACGCUCUUUUCCUUAUGUCACCUGAUUGUCAAGUGGAAAAGAGCUGAGCUGAGACACCGUGCACGGCUUUCUCAGAAUAAGCAGGAUUGAGCUCCUCCCAUGGUGGACAGCUGACCAAUUGAACAUGGAGUUCUUUUCUUCUUUCACUUUCCUAGAUUCUUAUUUUUGGGUGGUGCUAUGGUUACAAUAUAGAUGCUUGUUGGGUAGUAUUUCCCUUAUAGUUAUGAACGGUGUAAAUGACCAACUAAGUAAUGUGCUCAAGCUUCUAAUACCUUUAGUUUGUCUUUUGUAACAUUACUUCAUUGACGAGUUGAGUUUAUAUAUUUUUAUGUUUUUUAAUC